AUUUUCCCUAAACAUAGCACAUACCGAACCGUACCAAAACCGUGACCCUAAAAACUGUGAUACGAACCGAACCGUGAGCAAUUUGAACCGUUGCACCCCUAGUGUAACUAUAUAUAUAUAUAUAUAUAUAUAUAUAUAUAUAUAUAUAUAUAUAUAUCAAAGGAAAUGUUUUUGAGAAAAGUUUUAUUUGUCAGGCUCCUCCUCCCCCUUAUCUGAUCUUCUGGUUUCCUCUAAAUACAGAUAGUAUCUGAUAAGCCACGAGAGGAUGUUCGAUUCUAUUCCACCGGCACUUCAAAAACAGCAUAUGCCUGUUGCAGUACCAGACAAAAACGGAACUACAAUGAGUGUGAUUUUUCUCUUUCUGUUCAUUCUUUCUCAUGUCAUAAUGAAAAUGUCACCCCUGCAUCUCAUUGAACUCCCUCCGAUGGAAUGUUCUCAAGAGGGGGUAGAUUGCAAUGUUCAAGUUGGGAACUGUUCAGAUGAGGGUUGGGUGAUGCCAAGGACUGAAGUCCCAGGUUCUUCUCGUGAUGUAACUGCAAAUGUAAAAGCCAAGAGGGAUGAUAGUGGACAGUUUGCACCAGUUAUACACCUUACAUGGAGCCAAUUACCUGACAGUAGUAUAUACGUCCUCAAAGGGACUGAAGUGCGUGUGGUUGAAAUGGCCACAAAUCAAAGCGUUUGUGUUCGUUACAUUUUUCUUAACAAACUGAGACUGGGCUUGUGGACUUUUUCUUUGGACAGAAUUGUGGUUGUCCCCAACUUUAAAUAUCAGGUUUUUGUAACCAAUUUACCAAAGCCAGACAGAGGAAUCAAUACAGUCAUUACCAACAUCACAAUUCCAGAGAGCAUUUGGGAUAAGAAGGUAAAAUGGUCAGUGAGAAACUAUAAGAAAAAGGACUUGGUGAUAACCAUAGAAUUUGAACCACUAGAGUUCUCUGACCAACACAGAGUCUCCAUCUGCAGUCCUGACCUUCACCCAGAACCAUCUCGCAUUGUCAUAAAGGAUAACGAGACAUAUCUAAAGGUUAAUUUCACACUGGAAGCAUGGUGGAUAACUCACUGUAGUUUGGACUUGGUGAUUCAGCCGCUGUCUAUUCAAAGCAUGAAGAACUGUCUGGAUUACAGAGAGAAAGUUAAUAUCUGUCCCUUUCUUCCAGAUGCUCCUGUUCAUUUUAUUAUUUUGGUGAUACUGGGGGUGUUGACAGCCAUAUUGGUUGCUGUUGGUUGCUGUGUUGCAUUUUUGCGGAACAAGAAUUCACAUAAAGAAACGCCAUCCUCAGACAGCUCUACCUGUGCAGAGGGUAAACUGGAGUGGAAUCCCGUUCAAGAGCAUAAGAAGGUCAUCAUCAUCUACUCUCUGGACCACCCCCUGUACAAAGAGAUCAUCUUGAAGUUGUGUGCCUUCCUGAGGGCUAAAUGUGGCACAGACGUCACUCUGGAUCUCCUAGACACCACCUGGCUCAGCACAAUCGGCAGAAUUCAGUGGCUAGAUACGCAAAGGGAACGAAUCUCCAAGUCCUUAGAUAAAGUCCUGAUCCUGUGCUCUCCAGGCGUACAUGCGAAGUGGAAGGCCAUGUGCGGUGAGCACAAAGUGAGACUGAAGGAGGAUGAACGCUCACCCAUAGGAGACAUGCUCACACCAGCCCUGAGCCUCAUUAUACCGGAUUUUGUUCACGCUUCAUCUUUCCACAAGUACAUGGUGGCUUAUUUUGAUGACGUGUGCCGUGAGGAUGAUGUUCCAGCACCUUUUAAUGUGGUGGUGAAGUACAAGCUCAUGAAGCACUUUGAGGAACUUUACUUCCGGAUCUUAGACAUGGAAAAACACGAGCCAGGGCGGGUUAAAUGCAUUGAAGGCAUUAGGGAGAACGAUUACUUUAACUGUCCCUCAGGACGAGCCCUUCGGGAUGCUGUUGAAGCUUUUCAUAAUUACCAGCUGAAGAAUCCAAACUGGUUUGAAAUGGAGCUUUUGGACAGUGAUAAUGAUGAAGAAGAGGAAAACAUCUUGGAGUCAAUGUUUCCUAUAAACUAUAACCCCGUCACUGAAUGCUAUAAGCUGACUGAAGAACGUAAAGCUCAUGCAAUUGUCAAUUUGAUUAAGUGUCAUGAUUUAAAGUCUUCCAUCGCAGAGACAGGCAUUUUACUGAACGAGAAUUCUUCAGUUCUUACCACCGAUGUGUACUACAGUGGUUCAGUCCUGAGUAGCUUUACUACUUUAGAUGUGAAAGGUUUACCAGAGACUAAAGCUGUCGCACAACAUGCUUUAAGUUUACAGCCUCUUUGAAUUAAGCUUGACAUAAUCAGAUUACUGUAACUUUCUGAGUCCAAAAUUUUGCCUACUGUAUGUAUAAAAUGGCAUAUCAAGUAAGUUAUGAAACUACUUUUUGACAAAGACAGAAAAAAUAAAAAUGUGAAAAUAUAAGACAUUUACUUAUAUUUGGCAGAUGUUUUAUCUAAAGCUAUGUAUAUUGAAUUCAGUGUACACAUUUAAUAUUUUUGCAUUUGCUGGGAAUUGAACCCAUGAAACUGCCAUUGCUAGCACCAUAUUCUACUGUUUAAGCUACAGAAAAUCUAUUUUCUAUAAUAAACAAAUUGCACAAACCAUU
This is a messenger RNA of Megalobrama amblycephala (Wuchang bream), 2603 nucleotides long. Its product is annotated as interleukin-17 receptor A. Bases 266 to 2281 code for a protein of 671 amino acids. The transcript has 10 exons. Lineage: Eukaryota; Metazoa; Chordata; Actinopteri; Cypriniformes; Xenocyprididae. Gene Ontology annotation, molecular function: interleukin-17 receptor activity. The record is from RefSeq and is a predicted model, not a curated record.